GGGCAACCAGCAGCUUAGCAAUCCCCAGGGGGGGCGGACCCUCCAGCAGCUGCCUCGGCACAUGGCUCUUAUUUGUUGCCAGUGGCGGGACGUCAACUCGGUCCGGACAACAAACAACGUACAACUCAGCACAGCAUCUGUAUCGAAUAUUAAUUCGCCAGGCGCGAGGCCAUUCCAGCUCGACAAGAGAGGCCAAAACAAAACCAGCAACUUGCUCACCGUCUCGCUCUGAAUUUUAGGUCGAGUUGGGCCCGAUUCUUGCUUACAUACCUCCUGUCACCCCGCCACACGCUUCGGCUCUCCUUUUCCUCCCACCUGAUUGAACCCCUUAUUGCUCUCGCCAAACUCGACCGCCUUUGCGAUUUCCUCACACUUCACAAUCACAGCCAUGUCAUUUCUUGGAGGCGCCGAAUGUUCAACGGCGGGCAAUCCGCUCAGCCAGUUCACCAAACAUGUCGGAGACGACAAGAGCCUGCAGCAUGACAGGCUUGUGGGAAGAGGCCCAAAUAGUGCUAUGGGUGGCUUCCGAAAUGUUGGCCGCAGUACUCCCCAAGACGAGAUGAUGAAUGGCUUCCUCCACCAGAAUGCCACCCUUCCCGACAUGCCGCUCGAGCAGCAGCAGGGUCCUUUGGCCCACGCCCAUCUCGAUCACCUUCGCGCUCAGUCCGGCUCUCCGCUCUCGCCAACAUGGGCCCCUGAUACCCAGGCCGCGAUGGAGGCCGCGUUCAACGCACCUCCCGGCACCCACUUCAGCGCCGACGAAUUCGCCAAGUUUCAGCACAUGAACCCUGCGGCUGCCGUAUCUCAUGCCCCCGCGAUGCCCGGCGCCAGCGCGAGCAUGCAGCGGCCCAUGAUGAUGGGCGGUGGUAUGAGCUACAAUAUGAUGCAACGCCCCAUGUACCAGCCCAUGUUUGGUGGUCAGAUGCACAUGGCACACCAGCCUCUCCAGCAACACCAACAGCCGGCAGUCGAGGGUAAGGGGAAGGGCAAGGUUGUGGAGCUGGACGAGAGCAAAUGGGAAGAGCAGUUCCAGCAGAUGGAGCUCCACGAUCGCCAACUGCGGGAGACAGAAAAGGACGAGGCUUUGGCCAUGGAGCCCGAGUUGAACAAAAUGGACGAGAAGCUCCUGCACUCCGAAACCGGCUACGGUGACCUGGAGUCGAUAUGGCGCGGCAUCCAAGCAGAGCAGGCGCAGCUCAAGGAACUGGACGAUAUCGAGGACGACUUUGCCAAGUUCGACAGCGCCAACUUUGGCGGAGAUAAUCUCCACGACUGGGGACUGAACAACAGGCUCGGAGCCGAUCCCAUCGUUCAGGAUUAUCUCUUUGAGGAUGAGAACAUCUUCGAGAACACGACAAACCCAUUUGAAGAGGGCAUUCGGAUCAUGAACGAAGGCGGAAACCUUUCCCUGGCCGCUCUUGCUUUUGAGGCUGCCGUCCAAAAGGACCCCGAACACGUUGAGGCCUGGGUCUAUCUUGGCCAUGUGCAAGCCCAAAACGAAAAGGAGGAGGCUGCUAUCCGCGCUCUUGAACAAGCCAUGAAGCUCGACCCCAACAACCUCGCCGCUUUGAUGGGUCUGGCCGUCUCUUACACAAACGAAGGCUACGACAGCACCGCCUACCGCACCCUCGAAAGGUGGCUCAGCGUCAAGUACCCCCAGGUCAUUGCCCCGCAAGAUCUGUCGUCCGCUGCCGAGCUCGGCUUUACCGACCGCGCCCAGCUCCACGACCGCGUCACCAGCCUGUUCCUCGAAGCUGCCCGCUUGGCCCCCGACGGAGACCACAUGGACCCCGACGUCCAGGUCGGCCUCGGAGUGCUCUUCUACGGCGCCGAGGAGUACGACAAGGCGGUCGACUGCUUUCAAGCCGCGCUCCACUCCUCGGAAAUGGGCACCUCCAACCAGCGCGAGCAGAUCCACCUCCUCUGGAACCGUCUCGGUGCCACGCUCGCCAACUCGGGCCGCUCAGAGGAGGCGAUUGCCGCGUACGAAAAGGCGCUGUCGAUCAACCCCAACUUUGUCAGGGCGAGAUAUAACCUGGGUGUUUCCUGCAUCAACAUCGGGUGCCAUGCCGAGGCGGCGGGGCAUUUGCUCGCUUCGUUGGAUAUGCACAAGUCUGUCGAGAAGAGCGGGAGGGAAAAGGCUAGGGAGCUGCUCGGUGGCGGAGGUGGUCCGGACACGGACGCGAGGAUUGACGCGAUGACCACUCAGAAUAGGAGCACGACGCUGUAUGAUACGCUGAGGAGGGUUUUCACCCAGAUGGGGAGGAGGGAUCUGGCCGAGAAGGUUGUUGUUGGAGUUGACCCUGAUAUUUUCAGAGGAGAGUUUGAUUUUUGACGGGGACGGUGACCGUAACAAAGGUGCGUGUGAGAAAGGGGGACUGUGGCACUUGACUGGUAGGAAGGGGGUGGUUUGGGAGAGGUUGUUGGUGGUGUGAGAGUAGGGGUUGUUGAUAUUUCCUUUGUUUGGUUGAAAGGGGGCGGUAACAGGUUUUGGGUAAGUGUUGGGAAGGGGGCGAAAG
Molecule: messenger RNA, 2519 nt
Organism: Podospora pseudocomata
Lineage: Eukaryota; Fungi; Ascomycota; Sordariomycetes; Sordariales; Podosporaceae
Gene: PEX5
Product: Peroxisomal membrane signal receptor PTS1
Exons: 2
Coding region: 389-2335 (648 amino acids)
Biological process (GO): protein import into peroxisome matrix, docking
Cellular component (GO): peroxisomal membrane; cytosol
Molecular function (GO): protein binding
Source: RefSeq, a predicted model, not a curated record